Messenger RNA from Sesamum indicum (sesame), 1144 nucleotides. RefSeq names its product Late embryogenesis abundant protein (LEA) family protein. NCBI's taxonomy places the organism in Eukaryota, Viridiplantae, Streptophyta, Magnoliopsida, Lamiales, Pedaliaceae. The record is from RefSeq and is a predicted model, not a curated record.
CAUAAUCCACACAUUGAACUUCUGGAAGCAGCAGCACUGGUAGGUAGGUAAAUACAGAAACUUCAUCUUCCUUCACCGGUCAAUAAACGCUUUGCACAGCUAUAUAUCAAAGUUCAGUCCUGAAUUCGGGAUCUAUCAAGAAUUGAAAGAUGGCUUGGAUGACAAGAUUUUUGACCGCGGUGGCAUUUUUAGCAGUCGGGGUCAUUUUCUCGCCGGAAACCUUCGGAUCAAAAUCGGACGGCUAUAACUCACCGCUGCUCAUCACUUUACUGAAGUUGGCUCACCUCCUCUGCUUCUCCACCGCCUGGGGCGCUGCUUUAUGGGUUACCUUCAUUGGCGGCAUCAUCAUGUUCAAAAAUUUGCCGAGGCAUCAAUUUGGGAAUUUGCAGAGCAAGAUGUUUCCAGCAUACUUUUCCAUGGUGGGGGUUUGCUGUGCAAUUGCAGUAGGGGCAUUCGGCUACUUGCACCCAUGGAAGACUUCAGGAGCUGCCGAAAAGUACCAGCUUGGGUUCCUGGUCACUGCCUUUGCUUUCAAUCUGAGCAAUCUUAUUAUUUUUACUCCCAUGACCAUCGAGAUGAUGAAACAAAGGCACAAGAUAGAGAGAGAAGCAAAUAUUGGGGAAGAAGUUGGGUGGACCAAGAACCAAGAAGUUGCCAAGAAGAAUCCGAAGCUUGCUGCCAUGAACAAGAAAUUCGGAAUGAUUCAUGGAUUGUCUUCUCUUGCUAAUAUCCUGUCAUUCGGUAGCCUUGCCAUCCACUCCUGGUAUUUAGCUGGUAAAAUCAAUUUAUAGAUAUAAGGCAUAUCCUUUUCUCUGAGGAUGAUGUGUUUGGCCGUAGCUAUGUGUAAUAUCAAACAUCAAACUUGCUCCUUUUACCUUUACUUCAAGGUCCAUUCUGAUUGCUUCCCAAGCAAGAAUUUGUAUCUCUGGACAAAAUCUUGAAAAUAAUACUUUUUCCAUCUCUAGCUUGGGAACUGCUUUGACGACUAUACAUGUGUCACACUAUGUGAUAGGACUUGAUAUUUUUCCUUUUUACUUUUAUCACGAUGAAGUUCUCCAUAUUGUUGACUACAGCAAACUUGUAAUAAAUCUCACUGGUAUUUAUUGAAUCUUAACGAGUGUAAUAGAGAAUUAUUCAUACUGUA